CCAACAUCUGGUGCCCGAGUUCACCGAACAAAUUCUGCUGCAGCCAUGGCGGCCUCCACUGCGGCCAGGAAGCAGAGAAUUCCCAAAGUGGCCAAGGUGAAAAACAAAGCCCCAGCUGAGGUACAGAUCACUGCAGAACAGCUUUUAAGGGAAGCUAAAGAAAGAGAACUUGAUCUUCUUCCACCUCCACCUCAACAGAAGAUCACAGAUGAAGAAGAGUUCAAUGAUUACAAACUAAGGAAAAGGAAGACUUUUAAAGAUAACAUAAGAAAAAACAGGACUGUGAUUAGUAACUGGAUAAAAUAUGCACAAUGGGAAGAGAGUCUAAAGGAGAUUCAAAGGGCUCGAUCCAUAUAUGAACGUGCUUUAGAUGUGGACUAUCGAAAUAUUACACUCUGGCUGAAAUAUGCGGAAAUGGAAAUGAAGAAUCACCAGGUCAACCAUGCCCGAAAUAUCUGGGACCGGGCCAUAACAACUCUGCCCCGAGUCAACCAGUUCUGGUACAAAUACAUACACUCCCACAUCAACUUUGAGCUGCGAUACAAAGAAGUGGAUCGGGCCCGCACCAUUUAUGAGAGAUUUGUACUUGUGUACCCUGAUGUUAAGAACUGGAUCAAGUAUGCCCGCUUUGAAGAAAAACAUGGUUAUUUUGCCCAUGCACGUAAAGUGUAUGAGAGGGCUGUGGAAUUCUUUGGAGAUGAACAUAUGGAUGAACGCCUUUAUGUUGCCUUUGCCAAAUUUGAAGAAAAUCAGAAAGAAUCUGAAAGGGUACGAGUGAUUUACAAGUAUGCCCUGGAUAGAAUUUCAAAAUGAGAGGCCCAAGAGCUCUUUAAAAAUUAUACCAUCUUUGAGAAGAAGUUUGGUGAUAGGCGGGGUAUUGAAGACAUCACUGUGAGCAAACGGAAGGUUACGUAUGAAGAAGAAGUGAAGGCUAAUCCACACAAUUAUGAUGCCUGGUUUGAUUACCUGCGCUUGGUGGAAAGUGAUACAGAAGCAGAAACUGUACGAAAAGUCUAUGAAAGAGCUAUUGCCAAUGUCCCACCCAUUCAGGAGAAGAGACAUUGGAAGCAUUACAUCUAUCUUUGGGUCAACUAUGCCCUCUAUGAAGAACUGGAGGCAAAGGAUCCUGAAAGGACAAGACAGGUGUAUCAAGCCUCUUUGGAACUAAUUCCUCAUAAAAAGUUCACAUUUGCCAAAAUGUGGCUACUAUAUGCACAAUUUGAAAUAAGACAGAAAAAUUUACCAUUUGCCCGGAGAGCUUUGGGGACUUCCACAGGCAAAUGUCCAAAGAACAAGUUAUUUAAAGGUUACAUAGAAUUGGAGCUACAGCUUCGAGAAUUUGACAGGUGCCGGAAGCUUUAUGAAAAGUUCCUGGAAUUUGGACCUGAAAAUUGUACCUCUUGGAUUAAAUUUGCAGAAUUAGAAACAAUCCUUGGCGAUAUUGAGAGAGCCCAUGCAAUCUACGAGUUAGCCAUCAGCCAGCCACGCUUAGACAUGCCAGAGGUGCUCUGGAAAUCAUACAUUGAUUUUGAAAGUGAGCAGGAAGAAACUGAAAGAACACGCAAUCUUUACCGACGAUUGCUUCAAUGGACACAACAUGCCAAGGUAUGGAUCAGUUUUGCACAGUUGGAGUUGUCUUCAGGGAAAGGAGAGUUGCCGAAAUGCAGACAGAUUUAUGAAGAGGCUAACAAAACCAUGCGAAACUGUGAGGAAAAGGAAGAGAGACUUAUGUUGCUGGAAUCUUGGAGAAACUUUGAAGAUGAUUUUAGAACUACGUCAGGUAAAGAAAGAGUAGACAAAUGCAUGCCAAAGAAAGUCAAAAAGAGAAGAAAGGUCCAGGCGGAUGAUGGGUCUGAUGCAGGCUGGGAAGAAUACUAUGAUUACAUCUUUCCGGAAGAUGCUGCCAACCAACCGCAUCUCAAGCUCCUGGCCAUGGCCAAACUUUGGAAGAAACAGCAACAGGAAAAGGAGGCUGUCGAGCAAGACCCAGAUAAGGACAUUGAUGAGAGUGAAUCCUGAUCUUGUUCAUACUCAUGUUUUAUUAUUUUUAUAAAUUAAGUUUGGAAC
Messenger RNA from Myotis daubentonii (Daubenton's bat), 2067 nucleotides. RefSeq names its product crooked neck-like protein 1. The record is from RefSeq and is a predicted model, not a curated record. Lineage: Eukaryota; Metazoa; Chordata; Mammalia; Chiroptera; Vespertilionidae.